Puma concolor (puma) is the source of this 2472-nucleotide messenger RNA. It is a transcript of the gene RPTN, whose product is annotated as repetin. NCBI's taxonomy places the organism in Eukaryota, Metazoa, Chordata, Mammalia, Carnivora, Felidae. The record is from RefSeq and is a predicted model, not a curated record. Gene Ontology annotation, molecular function: calcium ion binding; transition metal ion binding. Gene Ontology annotation, cellular component: cornified envelope.
AUGGCUCAACUGCUGAACAGCAUUCUCACUGUGAUUGAGGUGUUCCAGAAACAUGCUAAAGAGAAUGGGAACUGUACCUCACUGUGCAAGAAGGAGUUGAAGCAGCUGCUCUUGGUUGAGUUUGGAGACAUCCUCCGGAGACCAAAUGACCCAGAGACUGUGGAAACCAUCCUGAGCCUCUUGGAUAAAGACAGAAAUGGACAUGUUGAUUUUCAUGAAUAUCUCUUGUUGGUGUUUCAAUUGGCCCAAGCCUGCUAUCAUAAACUAAAUAAUAGGUCAUGUGGAGAUAGAAUCUCUCAGCAAGAAGGGGAGCAGGAGGGAACACAAGACCAUAAGUUCCCAGAAAAUACAGGCAGACAACACAGGCAGAGGCAUGAGGAAGAAAGGCAGGACUCCCAUUGCACUCAGUCCGAGAGACAAAACCAGGAUGUACACCAGGAUCAGUCUGAGAGACAGGGUAGGGACUCCUGCUAUGGUCAGGCUGAGAGACAGGAUAUGGACUCCCAUUGUGGUCAGUCUGAGAGACAGGAUAGGGACUCCCACUAUGGUCAGUCUGAGAGACAUGUUAGGGACCCCCACUAUGGUCAGUCUGAGAGACAGGAUAGGGACUCCCACUAUGGUCAGUCUGAGAGACAGGAUUCAGACUCCCACUAUGGUCAAAGAUGGAGUCAUAAAUCUAGCAGUAGCCAGCCUAAAAAACAAGGAUAUAUCUUUGCCUUAAAUCAAUGUGAGAGACAAAUUCACAAUUCUUGUUAUGGCCAGACAAACCAACAGGAAUCAGGUUUUUAUUAUGGACCGUCUGGGAGGCUGGAUCAGAAAUCAGGUUAUGGUCAGAGAGAUAGGCAAGAAUUGGACUCUCAAUAUAGCCAGACAGACAGACAAGGCCAGAGUUCCCACUCUAGCCAGACAGACAGACAAGGCCAGAAUUCCCACUAUGGUCAUACAGACAGACAAAACCAGAGCUCCCGCUAUGGCCAAACAGACAGACAAGGCCAGAAUUCCCACUAUGGUCAGACAGACAGACAAGGCCAGAAUUCCUGCUAUGGCCAGAUAGACAGACAAGGCCAGAGUUCCCGCUAUGGCCAGACAGACAGACAAGGCCAGAAUUCCCGCUAUGGUCAGACAGACAGACAAGACCAGAGUUCUCACUAUGGCCAGACAGACAGAGCAGGCCAGAAUUCCCGCCAUGGUCAGACAGACAGACAAGGCCAGAGUUCUCACUAUGGCCAGACAGACAGAGCAGGCCAGAGUUCUCACUAUGGCCAGACAGACAGACAAGACCAGAGUUAUCAUUAUGGCCAGACAGACAGACAAGGCCAGAAUUCCCACUAUGGUCAGACAGACAGACAAGGCCAGAGUUCUCACUAUGGCCAGACAGACAGAGCAGGCCAGAGUUAUCAUUAUGGCCAGACAGACAGACAAGGCAUGAGCUCUCAUUAUGGCCAGACAAAUAGAGAAUGCCAGGGCUAUUGUUCUGGCCAGACAGACAGAGAAGGCCACAGUAAUUGUUAUGGUCAGACAGACAGACAAGGCCUGAGUUCUCACCGUGGUCAGUCAGAGACUGGGAAGAUAGGGCAAAAUAUUUACCUUCAAGGGAGGGAAGAAAUAAGCAGAGACUCGUAUGUUGAGCAACCAGGAAGUUCAGGGAGACUAAGUCAACAGACUCAAGGACAAGAAGUGGCUCGAAAUCAGGGACAGAGAUUUCAGUCUAGGGAAGGGCAGCAGAACAGCCACCAGGCAUGGGAGCCCGAGGAAGAUAACCAACACCACCAACACAAACUCAUAGCACAAAUCAAGCAAGAAGUGCCACAUGGUUAUAAAGAAGGUGAAUGGCAAUCAUGUAGUGGUGAGCAGGGCCACAGACAGACACAAGCCAGGCAUGAAGAGAGGCAGAGCCACCAGGCAGAAGGAGAGCAGGCCUGCCAAAGCUGGGGCAGACACGGUUGUGAGGGUCAGGAAACUCCAUGCAAGAUGCAGGCCAGGCAAAACCAUGAAGAGGAACAAGGCCAUCAGAGUCGGGACAGGCAAACCCACGAAGAUGAGCAGACCCGUCAGAGACAAGAGAGGCAAACCCACGAAGAUGAGCAGACCCGUCAGAGACGAGAGAAGCAAACCCACGAAGAUGAGCAGACCCAUCAGAGACAAGACAGGCAAACACAUGAAGAGAAUCAAAACUAUCAGCAAAAAUGGGAUAGGCAAACCCUUGAGGAGGAAGAAAGGUAUCAAGGGUCCCAGGAUCAACAACCUUAUGGGAUCCAGCAAGGCCGUGCUAAUAGAGAAAAAUUCCACAGGAAUGAAAAUAGCCAGAGGCAAAAUUCCCAGGGAGGAUGCAGUAACCUGACCCUCCAUCCCACCCAGAGCAGUGGGAGGCCCUCAAGGGGAGAACAGGGUGGAAGUCACCCUAACAAGGUAGCUUCUGCUCCCAACGCCCUCUAUAACUAUGUACAAGAGCAGAAAAGGAAUCAGCGCUAG